AUGAAGCCUUCAAAGCGCCCAAAUGGUGCCUCAUCAAAGUCCUCCAUCAUGAGCUCUGUCACCGAGUUCUACCGUUCACAAAUCGGCGGCGAGUCUGUCAUCAACUAUGCCUACACCGACUUCCCCUGGCGGCUCCUUGCCAAAGACGUCUAUUACUUCUUUGCCUACUGUUGGGCUUUGCCCUGGGUUUUGUUUCCUAUCCGCACCUAUGGCUCGGACGAGCUUGAUGAGCUGUAUCCAUCUUGGAUGAACAUGUUUUGUCUCGCAGUCCAUAUCUUUUUGUUCAUCUUUCAGCUCAUAUAUCUUGUCACCCUGCCAUUAGCCAUCUUUUUCCCCGCAUGGAUGGGAAUCACUGGUAUUGUGGUCUUUCAUUUUCUAAACAGAUUCGUUUGCAUGCUGCUGAAUGGCAGGGACAUCAUCUUUCACUCUGACGAAAAGUACGCAAAGACACGACCAGAGCAUGAAAACGAACAAUGGGUAUUUUUGAACGGCGUCUCCGUCGGCCAACACUGGAUGAAAAUGAAUCUUAAUCGCCUAGCUCUUACAUUUGGACGCCCAAUUCUCGGCAUCCACAAUCGGACAUCUGGUGUUAUUUUCGACGUUAUCGAGUGUCUUAUACAGCGCAACUUCUCAUACGCAACUACCGAUAUUCGUGUCUGCUAUAGGCACCUCAAGGAUAUUCUCUAUGACCCAAAAAAGUCAAAGGUCGUCUUCAUCAUGCACUCCCAGGGAGCCAUAGAAGGCGGCAUGGUUCUGGAUUGGCUCCUUCAGGAGAUGCCCCAAGAUCUGUUGGCAAAGCUCGAAGUAUAUACCUUUGGUAGUGCCGCCAACCAUUUCAAUAAUCCACACCGCCACGUCAUUUCGCAAGAUUUGACUCGGUCAAGACCCCUUGAAGCGAUGCAGACGCUCGUCUCCGAGGCCGCCUACGAGACUCCAGUCACCACUCCCCUCGAGGUCAAGAAGGAUCCUAUGAUCACUGCUUCCAUGCUACGAAGGUCGUCUUCUUUGGCUUCUUACCACACCGCAUCUGCUGCCAAGGAUAGAGCUAUUGGCCAUAUCGAGCAUUAUACUCACAACACCGACUUUUUGCCUCGGUUCCUUGGCCGUCUCUUCAACCGGUCUAACGGUCACGGCGGACAUCUUCUCGUCCAGCAUUACCUGGACGGCAUGUUCCCUCUGAAGCGCGACCCGGAAACCGGUGAAUUUACAGGAGCCGACGAAGAAAACGAGUUUAUGGAAGAGGUCAUCAAGUUUGGUGUCGAGGGUACCGCCAUGGAGAACGCACGAGAGGCCUUUGAGAUUAGUUAUGGAGGUACAGGAGGGUUCGGAACGGGCGAGAUAACGACCCCCAUCGAGGUUUACGACCAGUUUUCUUCGCGCAAGAGACAUAAAAAGGACGUCAAAGUCAAAGAACUCAGCAGGCUUUGGAUGUACAGGAACGGAUUAAGCCCGCCUGAAACAUCGCAAGUCUUGCCGGCCGAGUUGGUGGGCAUAGCGAGAAACUUUUCGAUCUGA
This is a messenger RNA of Trichoderma breve, 1515 nucleotides long. RefSeq lists its product as uncharacterized. The transcript has 3 exons. The record is from RefSeq and is a predicted model, not a curated record. Bases 1 to 1515 code for a protein of 504 amino acids. NCBI's taxonomy places the organism in Eukaryota, Fungi, Ascomycota, Sordariomycetes, Hypocreales, Hypocreaceae.